AUGUCUGGCAAGGUGUUGCUAUUUUCCCAAAGCUCUGUGGAGCCUGCUUUGAUCAUUCCGUCGACAAACACUCAACCAUCUGUUCAAAUAUCCUACCGCGACCUCCAUGAAGCCACCGCCAGAGCACAAAGCCAGCUUGCAGACCUAGGAAUUGGUCCCGGCAGUCGAGUCGCUUUAGCCAUUCGGAAUCGCAUUGAAUUUGUGAUCAUUCUUCUGGCUCUUGCUCGACAGCGCGCAACGGCAUCGCCAGUCAAUCCUGACUUUGCAUUGAGAGAGAGCUCUGAGCUUUUGGGAUACAUGAAACCCGCCUUCACCUUUGUUGAAGCCAAUACCAAAAGCGCCGUCUCGGAUGCCAACAUUAUCGAGGCCUCUAAGCUCCAAGGUGUUCCUGUCGUGAAGGCCGCUUGGGACAGCCAAGCAGGCAAAAUUGAAAUCAUCACAGAUGAUGAGCACCAGAGUGUCCCUGUAGUACCUACUCCAGAUAUCCAAAGUGAUGACGCUGUUCUUCUACAUUACACGAGUGGAACGACUGGGCUCCCCAAGGCUGUAGCAUUGACACACAAGCACAUCAUUGCUUCCUGCGAUAUCAUAAUCAAAGCCCAUGAAUUGUCGUCACAAGACCGUACUAUGUUGGUCGCACCAAUGUUCCAUGUAGGCGGAACUUGCUCCUCACUCUUCUCGACGCUGUGCUCUGGUGGUUGUGUCAUCAUCCCUCCCUCGCUCUCCGGUACCUUCUGGCAUCAGUUCAAAGACUACGAGGCAACUUGGUACCAUGCGGUUUCGACGCUGCACCGUCUUCUUCUCUCAUUUCCGAGACCAGCGGAGCCCCCGAUGAUUCGUUUCGUUCGCUCUGGUGGGACAGGUAUCUCCAAAGACUUGGUCCAGUUGCUGGAAAAGGAACUGAGCUGCCCGGUACUAGAAGGGUAUGGAAUGACGGAAACUGCGCAGGCUGUCUUUACUAAUAAUCUUCGGCACACGGUACGAAGAGUCGGCUUCUAUCCUAUCCCAGAAGAAAUCAGCGUCAAAUUCUUAGUUCAGGAUAAAGAGGGCAUAUCAAGCCUGAUCUUCGAGCCUGGAGUGCAGGGUGAAAUCUGUGUUCGAGGCGAUUGUGUGAUUGAUGGAUACUCUGACUUCCCUGAGGCCAACAAGGAGGCAUUUUUCGAUCACUACUUCCGGACCGGUGAUGUUGGAAUUGUUGACAGUGACGGCUUUCUUCAGGUGACUGGACGGAUCAAAGAGAUGAUCAAUAAAGGAGGGGAGAAGAUCAGCCCUCAUGAGAUUGAGGAGUUGAUGAUGAGCCAUAACGCGGUUAAAGAGGUCGCUUGUUUCCGCGUUGAAGACCCUGCUUACGGCGAGGAAAUCGGAGUUGCUAUCGUUCCUCACGAGGAUCACAUCCUGAGUGCUUUGGACAUCAAAAAAUUUGCCAGACAGAAUGCUACGCUUUUCAAAGUCCCCAAAAAGGUAAAAGAUAUUGAUAAAUCUGCUUUCAUGUUCACAUUUCCCACACUCUUUACUUAUCAUAUCAUUGAUAGGUUGUCUUUUUGCCUUCGCUUCCUUUGA
Penicillium verhagenii is the source of this 1560-nucleotide messenger RNA. RefSeq lists its product as uncharacterized. The record is from RefSeq and is a predicted model, not a curated record. Gene Ontology annotation, molecular function: medium-chain fatty acid-CoA ligase activity. The transcript has 2 exons. NCBI's taxonomy places the organism in Eukaryota, Fungi, Ascomycota, Eurotiomycetes, Eurotiales, Aspergillaceae. Bases 1 to 1560 code for a protein of 519 amino acids. Gene Ontology annotation, biological process: fatty acid metabolic process.